GAAAAAGAGCUUGAACUGCACAUCCUGAAACCCCAGUCUGCUUUGAAAUCUGUGCUUGGGGGAGAUCUUGCUCAUUCAAUAAUUAUGUACCAGGGGCGGACUGACAACUCAUGGGGCCCCCGGGCAAUAGAGGAUCAUGGGGCCCCUGUGUGCUCGCCCACACUCAAACCACACCCAAAAAAGCCUAUGAAAGGUACCAGGGGCAUCUCAUGGGGCCCCUUACUGACCCCGGGCCCUCGGGCAGUGCCCGAGUUUCCAAAUGGUCAGUCCGCCCCUGUUAUGUACUAUUUAUCU
Molecule: messenger RNA, 294 nt
Organism: Staurois parvus
Lineage: Eukaryota; Metazoa; Chordata; Amphibia; Anura; Ranidae
Source: the annotation of a GenBank genome assembly